AUACGCUUGCAGUAACAAUGAAACAGAGGCUUCCCUACACCAGCCGUACAGUAUUGUGUUAGUUUGUUUACAUUAGUUCACACUAAUGUACAAAUGCUCAGUGGAUAUUAUAUAUUAUAUGUUUAAUUCAGUUUGGUUUGCUUGUUAGAUAACAAGUUAGUUUUCUAGUUAGAGAGCGAUAGUUAUAGCUACGUAGGUUAGGCUAACGUUAGUCUAGUUCGCUUUUAGCUAGCUACUAAUGAUCGAGUCACUAAUACAGUGCUACCUCCUUUAACUUAACGCUAGCUACGUCGAGCGUUGUGGAGAACAUCGUCAAUGCUAGCUAGCCUUUUCCUCCGCACCGGGGGGGUAAAAUUAGUUUUUAUCAAAACCAACAUUGCCAAACAGUUUUAAGAUGGAUGACAAAGUAUUUACCAAGGAAUUAGAUCAGUGGGUCGAACAACUUAACGAAUGCAAGCAGCUAUCAGAGAAUCAAGUGAGAACGCUUUGUGAAAAGGCCAAGGAGAUCCUGACCAAGGAAUCAAAUGUCCAGGAAGUGCGCUGUCCGGUCACGGUGUGCGGAGAUGUGCACGGCCAGUUCCAUGACCUAAUGGAGCUUUUCAGAAUCGGGGGGAAGUCACCCGACACCAACUACUUGUUCAUGGGAGACUAUGUGGACAGAGGCUACUACUCGGUGGAAACAGUCACACUGCUUGUAGCAUUAAAGGUGCGGUACCAAAAACGCAUCACAAUACUGCGGGGGAACCACGAGAGCAGACAGAUCACUCAGGUGUACGGCUUCUAUGACGAGUGCCUGAGGAAGUAUGGCAAUGCCAACGUGUGGAAAUACUUUACAGACCUGUUUGAUUACCUCCCCCUGACGGCGCUGGUUGACGAACAGAUAUUCUGCCUGCAUGGUGGCUUGUCUCCAUCAAUUGACACACUGGAUCAUAUAAGAGCUCUGGACCGCCUGCAGGAGGUGCCACAUGAGGGUCCCAUGUGUGAUCUACUAUGGUCAGACCCAGACGACCGUGGAGGCUGGGGCAUCUCCCCCCGAGGUGCUGGCUACACUUUCGGCCAGGACAUCUCUGAAACCUUCAACCAUGCCAAUGGUCUUACCCUUGUUUCCCGUGCUCACCAACUUGUCAUGGAGGGAUACAACUGGUGUCAUGAUCGCAAUGUUGUCACCAUCUUCAGUGCGCCAAACUACUGUUAUCGCUGUGGAAACCAAGCUGCCAUAAUGGAACUGGAUGAUACUCUUAAAUACUCUUUCCUUCAGUUUGACCCUGCACCACGACGUGGAGAGCCUCAUGUCACCCGCCGCACCCCUGAUUACUUCUUAUAAAACUUCCACUGGCCCGGUGGACCACCUCUGCAGCAAGCAUCAACCAGCCCCAAUAUACCAGUGUGCAUAUGACCUGUUACAACAUCAGAGCACUAACAUGGACCAAAAUGUGCCAUAUAAGCAUUUACUACACACAAACAAAUAGCCGUGUAUCAACUCUAACACAGUGUCCUGUUCUCUAGACCGUGCAAUUGCCUGCUGUACACUAUUGAUGGUAAAAAAAAGGAUCUAUUUAUUGACUGUACAUGAUGCAAAAA
Osmerus eperlanus (European smelt) is the source of this 1581-nucleotide messenger RNA. It is a transcript of the gene ppp2cb, whose product is annotated as protein phosphatase 2, catalytic subunit, beta isozyme. The record is from RefSeq and is a predicted model, not a curated record. The transcript is spliced from 7 exons. Gene Ontology annotation, biological process: mitotic cell cycle. Lineage: Eukaryota; Metazoa; Chordata; Actinopteri; Osmeriformes; Osmeridae. Bases 395 to 1324 code for a protein of 309 amino acids. Gene Ontology annotation, molecular function: protein serine/threonine phosphatase activity. Gene Ontology annotation, cellular component: cytosol.